Messenger RNA from Opisthorchis viverrini, 1248 nucleotides. RefSeq lists its product as hypothetical. The record is from RefSeq and is a predicted model, not a curated record. The transcript has 5 exons. The coding region runs from base 1 to 1248 and encodes 415 amino acids. NCBI's taxonomy places the organism in Eukaryota, Metazoa, Platyhelminthes, Trematoda, Opisthorchiida, Opisthorchiidae.
AUGGAGUAUGUCACUGGCUGGCUACUGCGACACCCAACCCUGACACUUGGGACGCACACCCGAGAGCAGCAAACAGGAUGGUGGUACAUUGAUUACAUUUCCAACUUACUUCGAAUGCUUCAGCAGGGCUAUACAUACUCACUGCUAACACUUGCAGUUUCCCUUGAAGUUGAAAGAGCCUUCGACUACGCGGAAGUCAGCUCUUUUACACAUGCCUUGUUAAACAGGAAUGCUUCUUCUCGCAAAAGGUCGCUUGGUCCUUUGUUUAGAUUUUUUCUAUCGACGCUGUUGUACCUUAUGCCUGCUAACACCCGCCACGCGCUACUGCUUUCAUUCUAUUUCUUUCUCGUCGCCCCUUUUCCCGAGCUUCAAUCCUCGACUGCAGUCGCCCAAACACCCCUUAUAGCUGUUAUUCGUUCAAACUGGCUGGUGUCCGGUCUACACUCACACGGUCCUCCAACAAAAGGGAAAUUAUCAGUGAGCCUACAUCUGCAUGACUCACUGCGUAAAUCUCCGUCUCACCCACAACCAUGUGUCACAGAACUGCGUAUCCCUUCUCCGACCCGUGACGACCGUUACGGGGCUGUCCAUAAACCGAAGCAUGCUUGCCUCCUUCACAAGUCCAAAUCCGUAUACGGAAUUCGGGUCGCCAUAUAUAGUGGCAACGCGCGCCCAUCCAACCUUUUCCCUGCACCUGACUUCCCUACAACAGUGCAACCAGUCAAACAACGUAUCGCUUUAAAAACCGGUACCACAAGACACAUUGCACUUACUUUGGUUAUAAACGUGCAGACGGUGGCAACUGGGGAAUUCACGAGCUCUUUGAGUCAGAUUCGCGAAGUGCGAAGGGAGGAAAGAUCUGAAGUUUGGAAGCACGAUGCGCUUUUGAAUCGUGGAAGGAUAGAUCAGAUACCAAAGCUGAAAUCUUUCAAUCACAAUCCGUUGAAACUUGUCAAACAACGUAUCGCUUUAAAAACCGGUACCACAAGACACAUUGCACUUACUUUGGUUAUAAACGUGCAGACGGUGGCAACUGGGGAAUUCACGAGCUCUUUGAGUCAGAUUCGCGAAGUGCGAAGGGAGGAAAGAUCUGAAGUUUGGAAGCACGAUGCGCUUUUGGAUCGUGGAAGGAUAGAUCAGAUACCAAAGCUGAAAUCUUUCAAUCACGAUCCGUUGAAACUUGUGAGAAUGGGGAUCAUGCAUGCACGCAAGGGGCGUUUUUUGGCCCGUAGCGCUCCUCGUGUUUAA